This is a messenger RNA of Zingiber officinale, 2502 nucleotides long. RefSeq lists its product as uncharacterized. NCBI's taxonomy places the organism in Eukaryota, Viridiplantae, Streptophyta, Magnoliopsida, Zingiberales, Zingiberaceae. The transcript has 4 exons. The coding region runs from base 1616 to 2083 and encodes 155 amino acids. The record is from RefSeq and is a predicted model, not a curated record.
GUGCUUCAAGACCUUUUGAUUCUGCUAGUCUCGAGCCGUUCCACUCCAACGAUCACGUUCGAAUCGCCGAUUCGCCAUCAUCCAUCGCCGGACAGCCGCCAUGGCUCCUCCGCUGGAAGUGGCCAUCUGGUCUUCCCCACGAUUUCCUGCGUAUGAGGUAGAUGGUGCAUGAUGCUUCAGUUUUUCCUUCGGGUACUCUCAUUACGGCACCGUCAUCUGCGAGGAUUCCGGGGCCGGAGUAGAAGACGAAUGCGAAGGCUUCAUUGGUGAAUACCAUAUGAUCCGCCUUGUGUGCUUUAUUUUCUGGUAUUUUGACUUCUCUUAGUCGUAUUACUUUGCAUACACGGUCCCUUUGACUAACGAGUACUUGCUGAUGUUUCGUAAUAUUGCACAUGAGUCGAUGAAACGGAAAGGGUUAAACUAAGGGCAAAUGUGGUCUGGGAAACUUCUUGGCUGCAAUGUUCUCUAAUCUGUUACAGUUAACAAUUUCGUUGCUGAUCUAAAAAUGGGUAAGAAUAAGGAAAUGGAAACAGGAUGGUUAUGCAGGCCUAGGUUGGAAAACCAGACAUUUGGAUUAGACAAACUUUGCAUACUUUUUUUUCUUUGUCUAUUCUUCGAAAUCACAUUCUCGGAAGGAUGCUUAUAUCAUAUGCUAUUUGUUUUAGUUGAUUGUUGAUGUUAAAUUUGAUACUGAGUCAAUUGUCCUGAUGCUAUAAUUGACCAUUCCUUGGUAGGUCUAGCUCAAAUUAUGUGAAAACAGUCAUGCUAUUUAUUUAUUGAAGACUCAUCUUGCCUAAAGAAUUCCCUUAAUCAGCUUAUAGCCUUUAAUUGAAACUAAAUUAAGAUUCAAAAUCUCUCCCAUUUUAAGGCUUGAUACCUUUCUCAAGGCCCAAGUCUAACUAACCUAGAAUAAUUCUUAAUUAGCCAUAUAUGAGGCAUGAAGGAUCCAUCAUACGUUAUAUCAACAUCAACAAGCCCUAGACUACUCUAAAUUAGUAAAUUCUAAAUGAACCAAAUGUGAUAAUUGACCCAUUAGUGUGGUAGGCAAACAAUUGACUUUAAAUGCUUAUACCCAAGAGAAUUUUAAUAGAUUCAUUGGGGUAUUAUAGAUUUCCUCAAUUAGCGUACCCUCCUCAAAAGUGCAACUAAAUUAGGGGUGUGCCCCAACUAACUUUUAUUAGGAUAAGUUAUAAAUCAAUUGUUUGCUUGAACUUCAAAUCAUGCAAGAAAUAGUUGGUGAAGUUGAAUCUCAAACCAUGUUUUUCUUAUUGAGAGUUUUAUGUUGCAGAUUUAUUUACCUAACAUUGGUCUUAUCAUUAGGAAUCUUUUGCAGAAUCUCAAAUAAGUGUUAUAAGAAAUGCACAAAUAAAUUCUAAUGUAGACAUAAAGUAAUUCUAAUUUGGCAUUGUGUUUCUUGUAGCACAUUUACAAGAUGACUAUUCUUGUUGAUGCUACUGAACAACUGGUCAAGGGUACUUGAUCAGUCCCAAGAUGUGUUUGUUGCUAAUGUAGCCUUUCUGAGCUUUUUAUUGGCCAAGAUGAAUGCAGAUGCCCAACCAACUCCACCAGAGAUAUUAGCACACUUCCUUACAAAUACCUAAAUAAAUUAUCUCAGAUGCACAUGGAUGAAAGCCAGACUACCACUUCUUUUAAAACACCUGUUUUGGCUACAUCUACUUCUCUGAGCUUGUGGAGCAAUCAUGAGAUGAAACAUCAUCUUUCUGGAUCUCCAAGUUAUCUGUGGAUGUAUUUUCUGAGAGUCGAUCUUCAAGAGCAAGUUCUGAGCAUGAAAGGGAAAGGUGCUUCUAUUGUUGUAUCACAGCUGAUGGCUGGUAUCUCAAGGUUGUCACCUGAGGGAGACACGUGGAAAGAUGAAUAUUACUUUUUAUGUGACAACAAUCGCUCAAAUAGUAAUGAUGGGGCUCAAGCAGUUAUGAUCCACGAAGAUGAUUUUGUAUCGGAAAUGCAGUCCCUGCAGCUGAAACCCCUCUGCAUAACAAUGCUCAUCUCCCUUGCCACUUCCAUCCAGCAUUCCUACCUCAAAACAGAAGCCCUUGAAGUUGGUCCCGAUUUCCUUCCAUAAUCUUCGUCGCUGUCCUGCACGUGCCCAUCAACGACUCCUACGGAUACAAUACAUAUUUGAGACAUCUCAAGAAGUUGCAUUUCGUCAAAGUAGGUAGCAGUUGCAGUGAUCUGAUACAUCUUCCAAAGCAAAGUAACAUUGGAACUUUUGGUUCUUAAAGUACAUGGAGAGAACUGUGACUUCUCUCUUACUGUUUUGUGUUUUUGAUGGCCACAAUAGAAUGCAAUGCUGCAACUUGUUGUGUCUGUGGUUUCUGUCCUCAGUCAGUGCUAGAACAGUGAAUGUAAACAGAUCUAUACUAUGUAUUAUGUGGAAAUAAGUGAAUGUACUUUAAAGUCUUUAAGGUAUUUGAUUGUGAUAUUUGGAGACAACAUUGCAGUGACAAUGCUGGUAAACAAUUAUGCAAGAUUCUCUCACAA